AUGUCGCAGUUUAACUACAUGAAUGAGCUCAAGGACAUCAUCACAAUGGACGGUGAACUGACAAAAGGACCGGCUCCACGAUGGCAGAAAAAAUUAGACAUGUCGGCUGCAUCGACAAGCUUCAACACUAGUUCAAUAAACACCUCCCGUCCGAUGCUCUCCAUGUCGUUUAGUGGAGCUCAGCCUCCGGGGACGAGCUCUGGUACUUUAAGCGGGAAAACUCCCAAAAAAACGAGUUCGAAAGCAACCCCCGGUAAAGGUAAAGGGCAGACGCCAAGCCAAAAACAACCCUCGGGAGGUGACCGGUUUAUUCCCAAUAGAAAUACGACCGAUUUUGAUCUCGGUCAUUUUAUGGUGAAGCAGAACGAAGCUAAGAAAGACAAUGACAACGAUGGGGGUGAAACUUUGGUACCUAAUCAAACCAGCCCCAAAAAUGCCGAAAGAAUCAAAAUCCUUUCGGAAGCAAUGAAAGGAUGUGAUAUUAGUAACAAAAGAAUUUUGUCUUAUCAAACAAAGGCUCCCGCAGCACCGGAUGGCCAUAUGAACCCACAUAAGGUUGUUUACUCCAUGAAAACACCAAUGUCUACUAAAAGUGGAUCGCGGUUUAUACCAAACGCUCCAGAAAGGAUUCUGGAUGCACCGGAUAUAAUCAACGACUAUUAUUUGAAUCUCAUGGACUGGAGCGGUGACAACGUAGUAGCCGUGGCCCUCGGUUCUUCAGUAUAUUUAUGGAACGCAUCCAGCGGAAAUAUUGAGGUGUUAUACGAAAACGAAGGUGCGGAACACGCCUGUGCACUGAGCUGGAUUCAGGAAGGACACAUUCUCGCGGUCGGAACGAACAUAGGAACGAUUGAGUUGUGGGAUUGCGAUCAUAUGAAACGACUUAGAGUGAUGGAUGGCCAUUUAGGGCGCAUUGGUGUACUUGCAUGGAACUCAUACAUCGUCUGUUCUGGGGGUAGAGAUGGUGCCAUUAUCAAUCAUGAUGUCCGAUCGCGGAAUCACAAUGUAGCAGAUCUUCGAGCUCAUUCGCAGGAAGUGUGCGGACUAAAGUGGUCACCAGAUGGGAAGCAUUUGGCCAGCGGAGGUAAUGACAAUUUGGUGAACGUAUGGAGUACAGCUAACGGUGUACCGCAUACCACUACCACACCGCUUCAUGGUUUCAAUCAACAUCAGGCAGCAGUCCGCGCUUUAGCCUGGUGUCCAUGGCAGCCACACACCUUGGCAUCGGGGGGAGGUACCGCCGAUCGGUGUAUCAAAUUUUGGAAUGUCAAUAGUGGACAUAUGCUAAAUUCGGUCGAUACGAAAUCGCAAGUUUGUGGACUUUUGUUCUCCAAGACAUACAAGGAGCUGAUUUCUGCUCAUGGGUAUGCCAAUAAUCAGUUAACAAUCUGGAAGUAUCCGUCUAUGAAUAAGCAAAUAGAUCUGCUCGGUCACACCGGUCGGGUUUUACAAAUAGCCAUGUCACCCGAUGGAAGCACUGUCAUGAGCGCCGGCGCCGAUGAAACAUUAAGACUGUGGAACUGUUUUGUUCCUGAUCCGCUUAUGACUAAAAAAGAAAAAUCCGCUCAACGAGCGAAGCCCAGCCUACUGAAGCAAAGCAUCCGAUGA
This is a messenger RNA of Sabethes cyaneus, 1608 nucleotides long. It is a transcript of the gene fzy, whose product is annotated as cell division cycle protein 20 homolog. Lineage: Eukaryota; Metazoa; Arthropoda; Insecta; Diptera; Culicidae. The transcript is spliced from 2 exons. Bases 1 to 1608 code for a protein of 535 amino acids. Gene Ontology annotation, cellular component: anaphase-promoting complex. Gene Ontology annotation, molecular function: anaphase-promoting complex binding; ubiquitin ligase activator activity; protein binding. Gene Ontology annotation, biological process: positive regulation of anaphase-promoting complex-dependent catabolic process; positive regulation of ubiquitin protein ligase activity; anaphase-promoting complex-dependent catabolic process. The record is from RefSeq and is a predicted model, not a curated record.